AUGGAAGAAACACAAAAAGGAACGCGCAUAGGGCCGCUGCCUGGGGGUCGCCGGGGCGCGUCUGGAGCUGGCGCUGGACGCGGCAGCAUGCGGGCCGCCAGCCGAGCGCGAGGAGCUGCACGAUCACCUAGCAGCCCCUCGCAUCCAUCAUCCCCACCAGAAGGCUUGGUGUCGGCUGGGUCUUCUCGGACCCAGCAAGCGGCACCCGCCGCUGGUGGAGCACGUCGCAUGCGUUGGACAAAAUCCAUGAACGAAAACGCAUUGCGGGCGUACUAUAGGGCGAAAGGGGAAGAAACUGUGGGAAUAGCGUAUAGGUCUCGGAUGCAUUGCUUUUUUGCUGAGCUGGAGCCGUCUAUCCCCGUCACGGAACAAAACCUGGCAGACCGAGUUCGGUACAUCAUGCGCUCGAAAAUAUUUGAUGAUGCCGAACUCGAACGACUACGACGUGAGGCUAUUCCGUCGUCGAAUGAAUCGGCUAUGGCUGGAGAUGCAGCUCCACAUUCGACAGACCAGCAUCCACACGUGGAAGCCGCCAUGGAUCUUCCAGUUGUGGUUGAUUCGAACGACGAUGAAAUAGUCUCCCACGAACUAGAGCAAAUGAGGAGUAUAUUGGAAGAGGCGAUUUUGGAAACGCGCAGCACCCCUCUCGAAAAUCGACCGCGACUUCCCCGCAUACCCUUAAGCAAGCGAAAUCGGGCUGUCGUGAGGGCUCUUAACCCAAUGCUGGUGACCUAUUUGGAAGCCAGCCGGGACCUUUGCGAGACGGACUCGAUUCUCUUUGGCGCCGCAGUGGCAGUUUGCCGUAUUAUUGGCGCCAAACUUCCCAUGGCUGGACGCGCUACUACACAAAGUAACGCCAUCCCAGCCUGGAGGAAAAGAAUCGAGGACCGUAUCGCAAAGGCAAGGGCCCUUAUCGGCAGACUGACAAGCUUCAGGUCGGGUAAUAAUAGACCGAGGAUUAUGCGCACCGUUAGGAUGGCGUUUGCUGGGACAAAUAUCAGUUUGUCCCAGCCGGAUAUCACGCAGAAACUAACGGAGCGCAUAGACGACCUGAAGCAAAAGAUCGCUGCUUGGGGGAAGCGGAUUCGACGAUUUUCCGAGGGGUCAAGGCGGUUCAACCAGAAUCGUCUCUUCCAGAGUGAUCAGAAGAGGCUCUAUAAAUUAUUGGAGCGACCAAAGGUAUGUGGAGCGGGCCAAGGACCGGAUCAGGCUGACAUUAUCGCAUUCUGGCGUGGCCUGUGGUCAGAGCCCGUAAACCACAGUGAGGGCCCUUGGAUGGAAGUUGUGGCGAGCCAGGGUGCGAGUGUUACGCCUAUGGACCCCAUCACCAUAACGCCGGAAGACGUGGCUGAGGCGGUCCGUAGGGCCCCGAACUGGAAAAGUCCGGGGCUCGACGGGCUGCAUCAUUACUGGCUGAAGGGGUUCGUAGUGUGUCACGCUGUGCUCGCCCGACAGUUUCAAGAGGCUCUCGACCAGAAGUCACUCCCGAGCCUCUUCACUACUGGGAUCACUCACUUGGUUCCUAAAGAUCAGGAUACCACAGACCCGAGCAAAUACCGCCCCAUCACGUGGCCGCUGCCUGGAGGUCGCCAGGGCGCGUCUGGAGCUGGCGCUGGACGCGACAGCAUGCGAACCGCCAGCCGAGCGCGAGGUGCUGCACGACCACCCAGCAGCUCCUCGCAUCCAUCAUCCCCACCAGCUGGCUUGGUGUCGGCAGGGUCUUCGCGGGCUCAGCAAUCGGCACCCGCCACUGGUGGAGUACGCCGCAUGCGUUGGACAACCCAGAUGAACAGCAACGCAUUGAGGGCGUAUUUUAGGGCGAAAGGGGGAGAAACUGGAGGUUUUGCGUAUCGGGCAAGGAUGCAUCGACUUUUUGCUGAGCUGGAGCCAUCUGUAACCGUCACCGAGCAAAACCUGGCAGACCGAGUUCGGUAUAUCUUGCGCUCAAAUACAUUUGAUGUCACCGAACUCGAACGGCUACGACGUGAGGCUGUUCCUUCAUCGGGUGAAAAUGCUGCGGCUGAGGAUGCGGCGCCACAACUUGCCGAGCAAACGGCAAAUGUGGAUGCCGCCGUGAAUACGCCAGUUGUGGUUGAUUCAAACGAUGAUGCAGCAGUCGCCCAGGAACUGGAACUAGAGCAAAUGAGGAGUACAUUGGAAGAGGCGAUUGUGGAAACGCGCAGUACGACUCUCGAAAAUCGACCGCGACUUCCCCGCUUAGCCCUAAGCAAGCGGAAUCGGGCUGUCGUGAGGGCUCUGAACCCAAUGCUGGUUACCUAUUUGGAAGCCAGCCGGGACCUUUGCGAGACGGACCCAAUUCUUUUUGGCGCCGCACUGGCAGUCUGCCGUAUUAUAGGUGCCAAACUUUCCACGGCUGGACGCGCUACUGGACAAAGUAGUGCUAUCCCAGCCUGGAGAAUAAGAAUUGAAGAACGUAUCGCAAAGGCUAGGGCCCUCAUCGGCAGACUGAUAUGCUUCAGGUCAGGCAAUACCAGGCCAAGGAUUGUGCGCACCGUCAGGAUGGCGUUUGCUGGGACAAAUGUUAGUUUGUCCCAGCCGGAUAUAAUGCAAAAACUGACGGAGCGCAUAGACGACCUGAAGCAAAGAAUAGCUGCUUGGGGAAAGCGGAUUCGGCGAUAUACCGAGAGGUCGACACGGUUCAACCAGAAUCGUCUCUUCCAGAGUGAUCAGAAGAGGCUCUAUAAAUCAUUGGAGCGACCAAUAGUAAGUGGAACGGGCCCUGCACCAAAUCAGGCCGACACGGUCGCAUUCUGGCGCAGCCUGUGGUCAGAGCCCGUAAACCACAACGAGGGCCCUUGGACGGAAGUUGUGGCGAGUCAGUGUGCGAGUAUUACGCCCAUGGACCCCGUCAUCAUAACGCCGGAUGACGUAGCUGAGGCGGUCCGUAGGGCCCCGAACUGGAAAAGUCCGGGGCUUGACGGGCUGCAUCACUACUGGCUGAAGGGGUUCACGGUGUGUCACUCUGUGCUCGCCCGACAGUUUCAAGAGGCUCUCAACCAGAAGUCGCUCCCAAGCCUCUUCACUACUGGGAUCACUCAUUUGGUUCCUAAAGAUCAGGGUGCCACAGACCCGAGCAAAUACCGCCCCAUCACGUGGCCGCUGCCUGGAAGUCGCCGGGGCGCGUCUGGAGCUGGCGCUGGACGCGACAGCAUGCGGGCCGCCAGCCGAGCGCGGGGUGUUGCAAGACCACCUAGCAGCCCCCCGCAUCCAUCAUCCCCACCAGAAGGCUUGGUGUCGGCUGGGUCUUCUCGGACUCAGCAAGCGGCACCCGCCGCUGGUGGAGCACGUCGCAUGCGUUGGUCUAAAUCAAUGAAUGAAAACGCACUGCGGGCGUAUUUUAGGGCAAAAGGGGAAGAAACUGGAUGUUUGGCGUAUCGGGCUCGGAUGCAUCGCUUUUUUGCAGAGCUGGAGCCAUCUCUAUCCGUCACUGAGCAAAACCUGGCAGACCGAGUUCGGUACAUCCUGCGCUCCAACAUAUUUGAUGACGCCGAACUCGAACGACUACGACGUGAGGCUAUUCCUUCAUCGAAUGGAAUUGCUACGGCUGGGAAUGCGGCGACACUAGAUGCGCAACAAACUGCAUACGUGGAUGCUGCCGUCAACAUUCCAGUUGUGGCUGAUUCAGACGAUGAUGGAAUAGUCUCCCACGAACUAGAGAAAAUGAGGAGCAUAUUGGAAGAGUCGAUGCUGGAAACGCGCAGCAUGCCUCUCGAAAAUCGACCGCGACUUCCCCGCAUAUCCCUUAGCAAGCGAAAUCGGGCUGUCGUGCGGGCUCUUAACCCAAUGCUGGUGACCUAUUUGGAAGCCAGCCGGGACCUUUGCGAGACGGACUCAAUUCUUUUUGGCGUCGCACUGGAAGUAUGCCGUAUUAUUGGCGCCAAACUUCCCGUGGCUGGACGCGCUACUCAAAAAAGUAGCGCCAUCCCAGCCUGGAGAAAAAGAAUUGAGGACCGUAUCGCAAAGGCAAGGGCCCUUAUCCGCAGACUGACAAGCUUCAGGUCGGGUAAUAAUAGACCGAGGGUUGUGCGCACCGUUAGAAUGGCGUUUGCUGGGACAAAUAUCAGUUUGUUCCAGCCGGAUAUCACGCAGAAACUAACGGAGCGCAUAGACGACAUGAAGCAAAAAAUCGCUGCUUGGGGGAAGCAGAUUCGACGAUUUAGCGAGAGGUCAAGGCGGUUCAACCAGAAUCGUCUCUUCCAGAGUGAUCAGAAGAGACUCUAUAAAUAA
Messenger RNA from Parnassius apollo (apollo), 4248 nucleotides. The record is from the annotation of a GenBank genome assembly. NCBI's taxonomy places the organism in Eukaryota, Metazoa, Arthropoda, Insecta, Lepidoptera, Papilionidae.